Molecule: messenger RNA, 1413 nt
Organism: Staurois parvus
Lineage: Eukaryota; Metazoa; Chordata; Amphibia; Anura; Ranidae
Source: the annotation of a GenBank genome assembly
AUGGCUGGAAAGACAUACCUGAUCAUUCUAACAUUUCUACCUGUCGUUCUCCUGGAACAGCCACAAAAUGUUUUUGUGAAUCAUGACAUGGCACACAGCAUUUUGGGGAGGUUCAAGCGUGCAAAUUCAGCUUUUGAAGAAUUUAAGAAGGGAAAUCUGGAAAGAGAGUGUCGUGAGGAAACCUGCAGCUACGAGGAAGCUCGGGAGAUAUUUGAGGAUGAUGUGAAAACUCAAGAAUUCUGGAACAUAUAUCUUGAUGGAGACCAGUGUAAUCCUAAUCCUUGUUUUUAUGGUGGAUCAUGCAAAGAUGGCAUUGGUGGAUUUACUUGUCUCUGUAAUGCAGGCUUUGAGGGCAAAAAAUGUGAAGCUGUUAUCCUAAAAAUGUGCAGCCUAAACAAUGGUGGCUGUGAACAGUAUUGCAAAGUGGAGGGCAGAGAGGUAGUCUGUUCAUGUACCGCUGGCUAUACCCUGGCAGAUGAUGGCAAAUCCUGUGUUUCAAGUGAGAGCUAUCCCUGUGGAAAAAGAGCAGCAAUGUCAAGAUCCAAAAGGUCAGUCUCUGAGGAAGUGGAAAAGGAUGCCUCACAUAAGGCAAACAAUAGCAUGAGUCCUGCUGACUCUGCAACACCAAGCAGCAGUGACCAAAAAGAAGUUGUAUCAACAGCCUCUCCAGAUUAUAAUCUAGACUUCGAUACAUCAGGAAGAAUUGUGGGUGGAAGAGAUUGUAAACUUGGUGAAUGUCCAUGGCAGGCUCUCUUGAUAAGUGAUGAAAAUGAGCCUUUUUGUGGUGGAACGAUCCUGUCCAAUCAGUUUAUCCUCACUGCAGCUCACUGCAUGAAUCAGACCAAAUUCUUCAAAGUUGUUGUUGGAGAGGUAAACACAGUAAAGAAUGACGGCACUGAAUCUACACACAAGGUUGAGAAAAUAAUUGUUCAUCCGAAGUUCGUCAGAGCCACCUAUGAUUUUGAUAUUGCUGUAGUGAAGCUAAAAGAAGCCAUUAACUACACUGAUAAUGUUAUUCCGGCUUGCCUUCCUGAUCCUGACUUUGCAGAUGAAGUACUGAUGAAUGAGAGACAGGCCAUGGUGAGCGGAUUUGGACGUCUUUUUGAGCGAGGGGUUCAAGCUACAAAGCUUCAGAUGCUUAAUGUUCCCUACGUUGACAGACAGACUUGCAAAGAGUCUAGUAAGUUUAAAAUCACAGAAAACAUGUUCUGUGCUGGCUACGACAAGGAGGUAAAAGAUGCUUGCCAGGGAGACAGUGGGGGCCCACACGUCACCCCAUACAAAGACACGUACUUUGUGACUGGGAUCGUUAGCUGGGGAGAGGGCUGUGCACAGCAAGGCAAGUAUGGUGUUUACACCAAAGUAUCCAGAUUACAUAAAUGGCUUAAAGGGGUAAUGAAAAGGCACCAGUAG